AUGGCACCAGACUCCUGUGGGAGCAUGAAGCUAAUUCAAAGGGCAUCGCCUUUGGGAGAGGCACCAAGUGCGCAUUUGGCCAGACGCACUACUUGGUCCCUGUCCAGCCUCAUGCUCGCCACUGGCUCAACACAACUUCCGACGAUAUUCACCGUCUUUACAGCGGUACAGGCUGUUGUCAGGAAUAUGCUUUUUCACCCAUACUUGCACAAUCCGGCGAUCACUAGCCGAAAGCGAAAAUCCCUGGCGCUCAGUGCUCCUUCCUCUUUGUUAUCAAUCGGACGGACUACUUCAUAUGGCUAUCGCAUGGGCAGCACAUAUCCUUCGAAACCAGUGCGGAAAUCAGGAUGUCUCUCGCUACGAACAGAUGAUACUCACUCACAAAUGCCACUCGUUGAAGUACCUUCGGAACAUGCUAGGACCAGAUCUGAGCGAGAUGCUCUCCUGCUUCUCGUCAUGUUCCACUGCCUUUUGGAGAUAGCGAGUGGCAGCAUCAAGGAGUGGACAUAUCACAUGAAUGGUGCACUGAUGAUCAUCAAGCUUUUAAAUCUGAGAGGAAUGAAGCAGAAGGAUGUCUUCAGUCAGGAAGUUGUGGAGCUGGUAUAUAGCUUCUUCCUUGAGAAGGGCACGUUUCUAGGCACGUCCACGAGCACUGCAAGCCGCCACGCUGAAGGAAAAUAUCUCGGUAGUAUCCAGUGGUCAACUGAGGUUCCUACCAUCUUCCCCUAUCUUGCAGGCCGUGGAUCCGCGAAAAUAGAUCCCUGCAUGGGCCUGUCUUUCGAGCUAUUAGACAUCAUAUCCUGCAUAACAGAUCUAUCCCUGAGACGACAGACCGGCACUACGGCCACAACCCAAGAGUUUACUAACCUCAUCCACCGUCUCCAACGGCUCGAAGCAUCUUCAGCCUACCCGGUCUUCAUUCAUCAAGUGUCGGACUUCGACAUCAUGGCCCUCCAUGCUUCAGCCUUUCAAUCCGCCACCUGGAUCUAUCUCUACCACGCCCUCGCCAGCCUCCCCUAUGAGAAUGAGAUAAUCCAAAAAGCCCACCUACCAGUUCUCUUGUCUACUCUUGAGCAAAUCCAUAAGCUUCACGGUACUCUUCUUGGCUUCCUUCCGUACCCGAUGUGGGCGCUCUUUAUCGCCAGUUGCGUGGUACUAGAGGAAGGGCGAGUCCAGAUUCUUGAGUGGUUUUCUGUGUUGAACACCAGGAAGCCUGUUAGUAAUGUUCCCUCCACACUGGCUGCUGUCAAGGCGAUAUGGAAGAGAAGGGAUUUGGCGGAGUGUGCGGCCCCGACUCAAGAAGGGAAUAAGGGACCUGUUUGGAUGGAUGCAAUUGGGGAGUUAGGCUGGUUGAUGCCGUUUACAUGA
Aspergillus mulundensis is the source of this 1368-nucleotide messenger RNA. RefSeq lists its product as uncharacterized. The transcript is spliced from 3 exons. Lineage: Eukaryota; Fungi; Ascomycota; Eurotiomycetes; Eurotiales; Aspergillaceae. The record is from RefSeq and is a predicted model, not a curated record. The coding region runs from base 1 to 1368 and encodes 455 amino acids.